Molecule: messenger RNA, 2985 nt
Organism: Echinops telfairi (small Madagascar hedgehog)
Lineage: Eukaryota; Metazoa; Chordata; Mammalia; Afrosoricida; Tenrecidae
Gene: JPH1
Product: junctophilin 1
Exons: 5
Coding region: 5-1516 (503 amino acids)
Cellular component (GO): junctional membrane complex; endoplasmic reticulum membrane; plasma membrane
Source: RefSeq, a predicted model, not a curated record
CCGAAUGACGGGCGGAAGGUUCGACUUCGACGAUGGCGGCACCUACUGCGGCGGCUGGGAGGAGGGCAAGGCGCACGGGCAUGGCAUCUGCACGGGGCCCAAGGGCCAGGGCGAGUACUCGGGCUCCUGGUCGCACGGCUUCGAGGUGGUCGGCGGCUACACCUGGCCCAGCGGCAACACCUACCAGGGCUACUGGGCGCAGGGCAAGCGGCACGGGCUCGGGGUGGAGACGAAGGGCAAGUGGAUGUACCGGGGGGAGUGGUCACAUGGUUUCAAGGGGCGCUACGGGGUCCGGCAGAGCCUGUGCACCCCCGCCCGCUACGAGGGGACCUGGAGUAACGGGCUGCAAGACGGCUACGGCGUGGAGACCUACGGGGACGGAGGUACCUACCAGGGCCAGUGGGCCGGCGGCAUGAGGCACGGGUACGGUGUGCGGCAGAGCGUCCCCUAUGGCAUGGCCACGGUGAUCCGCUCGCCGCUGCGCACCUCGCUGGCUUCGCUGCGCAGCGAGCAGAGCAAUGGCAGCGUGCUGCACGAGGCCGCCGCCGCCGCCGCCGACAGCCCAGCUGGCACCCGCGGUGGCUUCGUGCUCAACUUCCACGCAGACUCGGAGCUCUCCGCCGGGAAGAAGAAGGGCGGGCUGUUCCGCAGAGGCUCCCUUCUCGGGAGCAUGAAACUCCGCAAGUCGGAAUCCAAGUCUUCCAUCUCGAGCAAGCGCAGCUCGGUGCGCAGCGAUGCGGCCAUGAGCCGAAUCAGCUCCAGCGACGCCAACUCCACGAUCAGUUUCGGCGACGUGGAUUGCGACUUUUGCCCCGUGGAGGACCACGUGGACGCCACCACCACGGAAACCUACAUGGGCGAGUGGAAGAACGACAAGCGCAACGGCUUCGGCAUCAGCGAGCGCUCCAACGGCAUGAAGUACGAAGGUGAAUGGGCAAAUAACAAGAGGCAUGGCUAUGGCUGCACCGUGUUUCCCGAUGGCUCCAAAGAAGAGGGAAAGUACAAAAAUAACGUUCUGGUCCGUGGAAUAAGGAAGCAGCUCAUACCAAUAAGAAACACAAAAACGAGGGAAAAGGUGGACAGAGCAAUUGAAGGCGCGCAAAGGUCAGCCGCCAUGGCAAGAACCAAAGUGGAAAUAGCCAAUUCAAGGACUGCACAUGCAAGGGCAAAAGCAGAUGCUGCCGACCAAGCUGCACUGGCCGCCCGCCAGGAGUGCGAUAUUGCGAGAGCUGUGGCCAGGGAGCUGUCACCUGACUUCUACCAACCAGGGCCCAAAUUCCGUCAUGAUUGUCCUGGUCAUGCUGUUGAAUAUCGGGUUAGCCAUUCUGUUUGUCCACUUCCUAACGUGAUUGGAAUUAGGACAGGUAGAGCAACACACAACAUACAGUCUUGGACAGAGGAAGCCCACUUGUCGGACCUCAAGGAACAGAACAACAGAACGUUGGUGAAAAUGUGUUUAUCUGGACACAAGUGCAUUGUGCCAGGUGUGCUCCUGAAUCUGGAAACGGUGGUUUAGCUUUACAAGUUCUAACCGUUGGAAGGUGUUCUAUCUUCCUAAGACAUAAUCUCAUUUUAAAUGUUUUUGACCCGACUGAGGCAUCAGUUAUGCCCUUAAGAGGUACUAGAUUUUCAAAGACAGCAGUUCUAAGAACGAUCGUCCAAAUUGUGCAUGGAUUGCAGUAAUCAGUGCUGAGAGGGUUCAGUUUCCGUGCUGACGUACUUUACAACCAAAUACAGUCUUCUCAGUGGCUAUGUUAAUUCCCAUGAAAGUUAAGCAAGAUGUUAUUUAUAACUGCACUUCUCUUUUCCCUCCCCCAGCUUUAAUUUUUUUCAGUGAAUGCGUACAGGUAGAGCAUAAAGCCUUGUGAAACCCCCCGGUUCUUGAUUAUGUAUGCCUUUCACACUUCCCCAAGUCCAUCCGUAGUUUUAUUUCACAUUUUAAAGGCUUUGACGUUUUUAAUUUAAAUAUUUGUCUUUGGGAAGUCUCUUGUUAUUCUGACAUAAUCUGAUUUUUGCUAUUUUAUAAUUCAUUCUUCCUUACUCAGAUGCAUGCCUACUUACAGUAAUUACAUGGUCAUCAUAAAACAGUACUAUUUAAAAGAGAAAUUGGGGGAGGAAUGGUGUCUUAUUAAGUCUCUUGAAAACACUACUUUGCAGAGGAGGGGCCGUUCCUAAGUACUUUUGAGAUUUGCAUGGCUCAGUCAAAGAACCUUUUCACUUUGGGAGCUACUUUCUCGGUGCUGAAGAGACAGCUCGUACGCAGGUUAGCACUGGCCUGGGCUGGGUGCUGCGGCCCCUGGUAGUGUCUUGCAGAAGUACCGUAGAUUGAUAGUCCUGGAUGUGACCAAUACGGAAUCAAGAAGACAGCAGAGAGGGAGAGAGCACGCAAAUGAGACUUACAACUUGUAUAUGACUUGUUUUUUACAUUUUGCUUUGACUUUUUGAUUUAGGAAGUCCAUUUUACCCCAGAACAAACACUGAAGUUCCUGUCGGUCUCCAUACUUUCCCUGCUCCUUCCUGACCCCAUAGCUCCUCAUGCUGGGAGAGACGUGCACUUGUUGUAUUUUAAAUAAAAUAUUUAAUCUUAUUAAGUGUUUAUUUAAACUGUAUCGCUUUGGGGAAAAAUGGGUAACAGAUAACUACAGGAUAUGUUUAUAAGGUGAGCAUGUUGGUUCCAUUUAUAAAUAUAUGUAUGAUUUAUAAGCUUUUUUAAAAACAAAGCUCAAAUUGUUGGUAUUUUUCUAAAAUGUGCACAGCUGUAUUUUACAUGAAAGGCUCUUUCUAAUGGGUUGUUACACUGUACACUACAUUUUGGACAGCACAUGAGGUCUGUCGAUGUAACUUAAUAAACCACGACUUUUGUUAUUUAAAGUUUCUUGCUGUGAAAAAGAACUCCCUACCUGUGAGUUCCUUUAUUUAUAAUCCUUGAAACCAAAAUGUAUAAUGUACAGUUUUCACAAAUGUAUAUGCUCUAAUAAAAAACAG